Daphnia pulex (common water flea) is the source of this 761-nucleotide messenger RNA. RefSeq lists its product as uncharacterized. The coding region runs from base 138 to 605 and encodes 155 amino acids. The record is from RefSeq and is a predicted model, not a curated record. Lineage: Eukaryota; Metazoa; Arthropoda; Branchiopoda; Diplostraca; Daphniidae. The transcript has 4 exons.
UUGUUAGCCCUUUAGCCCCUACCUUCUUGGUUCUUUGUUAAGUUGAAUCAUGGGUUCUGAGAGAAAGGGUCGCCAUUUUCAUUUGUUUGGGGUUUUGAUGUUGAUUGCUACUUGUUAGGCAUUUUUUAGAAUUUGUGAUGGGUUUUAGUUGGUUUGGUUUGGCGGUUCGUGAGCUUGCUAUUAUUACGAAUUUUGAUGCUGAAAGACUUGGAAACCACGCUGUCCACCACGUCGAGAAGCUGAGUAACGUUCCGCGUGUACAAUGGCGCCUCUUAAUAAAAGGAACUGAAGCCAUCCAAUCUAGUGCUUCCAUCCAAUCGUGCAGGCUGCAUGAAAGUCACAUUUACCUUUGCUGUGAACAUCACACAUACACAGAUAGGCCUACACUAUUUGAAGGUUCAUGUUUACAUAGCAGUGGUGUUGCUGUCCAAUGUGGCGUGUUGUUGCAGCCUAUGGUAGUGAAAGCUAUCUGCAUCAAGUUGCUGUUCCUUGUGCAUCCAAGGUGCUGGUUUUGUGCUACAGAAGUGACAUCCAAUAUUGUGUUUAAUUGCUAUUCGUGUCUUUGCAGUUUACCUUUAUAUAUUGAGAAGGAACAAAAAAAAUAGUAUUACGGGGAGGUUUAUGUCAAACAAAUAAUAAACAUGUCCAGGAUGGGGGAAUGAGGAGGAAUUUGGGGUUGGAUAUUUGGUUAUGAUUUACUAAAAGAAGUGAGGUAUAUUUUUAAUGAAUGUACAGUACUUGGUGAUAAAAUCUGUUGUUAA